UUAUUCACAAGUUAUUUAGAGAGCAGACUUGGCUGGAGCUACACGUGCUCUCCUCACACCUUCGCCUCCCUCAACUAACCAACUACCGCAAUAAUGGACUCCCUACCCAUGUCUAUGGAUAAAGACUCCCUUCAGCAGCUCUUGGGCGAAAUAGACACAGUGUUACUUGAUUGUGAUGGUGUUCUGUGGCAGGGCGCUCAAGGUAUGGACCUGAUACCCCGAGCUAGCGAGGUGGUGAGCAGGCUGCAGGCGAUGGGCAAGAACGUCUUCCUCAUCACCAACAACUCCACUAAGACACAAGACAGCUACUACGACAAAUGUCGCUCUCUGGGGAUUAACGUUGAUCGGGACCACAUACUGAGCGCCCCCUAUAUCGUGGCGCAGUACUUGAAGGAGAUCGGCUUCAACAAGAAGGUGUACGUGGUGGGCGCUCCGGGCCUGGCCCAGGAGAUACAGUCUGUGGGGAUCCAGUGUAUUGGAUUAGGGCCUGAAAAAAUUGAAGGAUCCAUAUACAACGCCUUGGCUCGGGGAACCAUUGGCCUUGACCCUCGCGUAGGCGCUGUCGUCGUCGGCUUUGACCAGGACUUCACCUACGACAAACUGGUCCGGGCCACUAGCUACCUGGCUAACCCUGAGUGCAUGUUCUUGGCCACCAACAUGGACGAGAAGUACGUGGUCACGGGCACCAGAUACCAUCUCCCAGCUGCUGGCAUCCUGGUGAGUGCCAUUGAGAAGGCCAGCAACCGGCCGCCUCGCGUCAUGGGCAAGCCCUCCCUCAACAUGUUCUACAUGCUGCAGGCGCGCUACGGCGUUCAGCCGGAGAAGACCCUUAUUAUCGGCGACACGCUACAUACAGACAUCCUGCUGGGGAACGAGUGCGGGAUGUGGACGGUGUUGGUGCUGAGCGGCGUCACCAGCCUGCAGGAGGCCCGGCAGCUCUCCACCACCCAGGACCCACAGAAGCAGAAGCAAGUGCCACUCUUCUAUCUCAAUUCUGUGGCCGAUAUCCUCACCCUUCUCGACGACACUCCCAUCCACCAAGUGAAUGAACAGCACCACUGACCCCUUUACUGCUCUGUUUUUAUAAUAUUUUAUCUGUAAUAAAUAUUCGACAUUGUAAUUGACAGAUAAUAAAGAAAUACAAUGUAUUUGUACAGUGUAAGCAAAUCAUUGCAAAUUCAUUGUACAAAGACGUCGGAAAUCAUUUA
This is a messenger RNA of Procambarus clarkii (red swamp crayfish), 1208 nucleotides long. RefSeq names its product glycerol-3-phosphate phosphatase. Gene Ontology annotation, molecular function: phosphatase activity. NCBI's taxonomy places the organism in Eukaryota, Metazoa, Arthropoda, Malacostraca, Decapoda, Cambaridae. The record is from RefSeq and is a predicted model, not a curated record.